Molecule: messenger RNA, 1857 nt
Organism: Amyelois transitella
Lineage: Eukaryota; Metazoa; Arthropoda; Insecta; Lepidoptera; Pyralidae
Product: lipase 3-like
Exons: 1
Coding region: 1-1857 (618 amino acids)
Biological process (GO): lipid metabolic process
Source: RefSeq, a predicted model, not a curated record
AUGAAGGCAGUGUGGUUAUUAUUCUGCCUUGGGCUAGCCCGCGGAAGCAUAUUCCGUAGGCCCUACCAGCCUCAUUUGGAGAGCUUCGGCCAACAAGACUCCAUAGAAUCAUACCGACAGGAAGAACCUCAGGUCAGGCAGGUCACCAUCGUCGUAGACCCCAAUAACUCCAACGACCAGUCGGAUUUGGAGCAGCAAUUCAGAUACGUCAACAAUGAAUACUACCCCAACGGGAAGUAUAUUGAGAAGCACACCAAGAAGCAGAAAAAGCAAAAAAAAUACAAACAACAAGCCUCCGAUGAAGACCAGACCCAACUGAGAUACUUGAACUCUGAAUACUACCCGAUCUACCGGUAUGCUGACCAGAAACAAAAUUUCUUCAUCAGCAAGAAGGUCGCCAGGCCGAACCAAGAAUAUAUGCCCAAUGACCAAGAUUUGAAGCAAUUCAGAUUGGUCAAGGGAGAAUAUUACACCAUUCCUCGGUAUGGGGACAGUCAGUCUUACUCUUUAAUGAACCAGCAAGACCACAAACACACAGACGCCUACGGCGAUGCCGUACAAUGGAGAGGAAUCAAGAUCGCCGUUGGACCCCAAUCCAAAGUCCAGAAGGAGGACAUCGAAAGCAUCUAUUACGAGGCCCAGAAAGCCAUGAAGCAUCCCAGUGAGGAAGUAAGACAGAAAUACCACGAGAUGUACGAGUCUGUUUCCGAAGAGGACGCUCAAGACGCUAAUUUGAACGCUACUCAGCUGUUGAAGAAAUACCAGUACCCGGUUGAAGAACAUGUCGUGAGGACUGACGAUGGUUAUUACCUGACCAUGUUCCGCAUCGUCAAAGAGACAGAGAAGGAAUCUAAGGAGGUUGCUGAGCGCCCUGUCGUUCUCUUGAUGCACAGUAUGCUCGGAAGCGCCGACGAUUGGCUCCUCAUGGGGCCAACCCACUCGCUCGCCUAUCUCUUAGCUGACCAGGGUUACGAUGUAUGGCUCGGCAACGCCCGUGGCAACAGAUACUCCCAUCACCACGUCAGCCGUCACCCCGCUCAGGAUGAUUUCUGGCGCUACAGCAACGAUGAGAUUGCGCUCCACGACCUACCAGCCAUGAUCGACUACGCCUUGAAAACAUCCAACCAGAAGAAGCUGUUCUACGUCGGCUACGACCUCGGUACCACUGCCUACUUCGCCUUGGCCUCCACUCGCCCUGAGUACAACGACAAGGUCACCAAGAUGUACGCUCUCUCCCCCAUGGCGUACAUGAGCCACGUCCGCAGUCCGUUAGUGAAGAUGAUCGCUCCGAACAGCCCGUUUUACCAGGAUCUGAAGCAGUACCUCAAAGACGGCGAAUUCAAUCCCAGCACGGAGUUAGUUUACACGAUGGGGGGCGAGAUGUUGGAGAAAGAGAUCGGUUGCAAGAACAUCGCCUCUAACGUGUACUUCGUGAUGUCCGGCUUGAACGUGGAGAACAUGGACGUGAAGACGAUCCGCGUCAUCAUGGGUCACUUGCCGUCGGGGGCUUCCACGCGCCAGGUGAAGCAGUACGGCCAGGCAGCAGCAAAGACCGACUUCAGAAUGUACGACUACGGUUCAGAGAUCAACCAGGAGGUGUACGGUCAGCCAGAGCCGCCAGUAUAUGACGUCACCAAGAUCCGUUCCCCUGUGGCCCUGUACUUCAGCGAGCAUGACUGGUUGGCGCACCCCCAGGACGUCCUCCGGCUGAAGGAGCAGCUCCCCAACGUGACAGAAUACUUCCAAGUGCCCGUUGACUACUUCAGCCACAUAGACUUCCUCGCCUCACAGAAGGCCACCGAAGUGGUGUACAAGAAGCUCAUCGACUCCAUCAAAAGCAAUAUUCAUAAGAAUUAA